This is a messenger RNA of Anoplopoma fimbria (sablefish), 3947 nucleotides long. Its product is annotated as protein SOGA1-like. Gene Ontology annotation, biological process: regulation of autophagy. NCBI's taxonomy places the organism in Eukaryota, Metazoa, Chordata, Actinopteri, Perciformes, Anoplopomatidae. The record is from RefSeq and is a predicted model, not a curated record.
AUGAACAGAGACGGGGACAAGAGCGCAAAGACUGCGCUCCGGAGCCAGAAACAACCCAAGGCGCAGCAGCAUGUUUCUGUCCAGAAAAAGAAGAAAGAUCCGACUUCAAAAGAUGCCAAAAGUGUCUCUCAGUCAUGUCAAGGUGACUCUGACAGGGAGGUGAAAUCUACGGGACUGCAGGGAAAACGAGCGGUGAAAGUGUCCCCGGGAGCCGCAGUGGAGGGUCAGAGGAAGCUGUCGGAUGCCAGCAACGCGUCCGAGGACCUGAGCAAAGACUCCGGCUGCCCGUCCGGGAAGCUCUCCACCUCAGACAGCAGCUCAGAGAUAUCCGACUGCCCCUCGGAGGGCAACAAUAAGCACGACUCUCCGAGCAGCGACAAUGAUUUAAGCUGGAUAGACGGUGGAGCUCAUUUGAUCCCGGAGAGCGAGGGGAGAGCCGACGGGAGACGGUGCGUAAAGGUGCCGAGGGACAGCUGCUCCCUCCAGCCUGAUGCUGCCGGAGCCGGUCUUAGUUUGUUCAACUCUACUGGGUCGUUUAUGGAUCUCAUGAUGGGGGAGACAACCGAAGAUCUUGUCCGGGAAGUGGAAGAUUUGAGGUCAGAGAACGAGUAUUUGAAAGAUGAGGUGGAGGAGCUUCGCUGUGAGAUGCUGGAAAUGCGCGACAUGUUCCAGGAAGAGGAGGUGUACCAGCUGCAGGAGCUGCGUCUGCAGCUGGAGCAAGCCAACAAGAGCUGCCGCAUCCUGCAGUACCGCCUCCGCAAGGCCGAGCGCCGCAGCAUCCGAGUGGCUCAGACUGGGCAGGUAGACGGGGAGCUGGUGCUGAGCUUGGAGCACGAUAUCAAGGUUGCAAAGAGCGUGUCCCUCCGGCUGUACAACGAGCUGGAGGCGAUGCGAAAGAAGGAUUCCCGGUUGGAGUGGGAAAAUGAGGCGCUGCGUGAGAAGACUCAGGAACUGGAGGUGGCCAAGCAGGUGUUACAGGCUGAAGUGGAGAAAACCAGAGAGAGCACUCUGAAGAAGAAGAGCAUGCGAUCAUCAGCCAGUAGAGCUGAGAAGAGGCUCUCUCAGCAGAUUGAGGAUGACAGUGCAGACCUCAGGUGCCAACUCCACUUUGCCAAAGAGGAAUUAGCUCUAAUGUGCAAGAAGCUCACCAAGUUGGUGUCAGAGAGCGAGGGCAUGCGUGAGGAGCUGGCCAAAUACCACUCAGCCUACGGCGACAUAGACACCACCCAUUCCCCAGAGGGAAAACAAAACUCUGCCCACGCCAGGGAGGCAGGGGUCAGAGUUCAUCUCAAACUGGUGGAAGAGGAGGCCACGCUCCUGAGCCGGCGAAUCGUCGAACUGGAGGUGGAGAACCGUGGACUGCGAGCAGAAAUGAGCGACCUGAGAGAGAAAAUGGGAAGAGGAGGAGGUGAAGAGGAAGAAGAAGAGAAUCGGGAUGUGUUGGAGGAAAAUCUGUCAGUUUCCACAGGGGUGAUGGACAGAAAGAGAAAUAUUAAUAAAGGAUGCACAUCGUUUGAACAGGGUCAGGACAAGGAAGCAGAGAAAGGUAGAAGUGAUGCUGAGACUUCCUCACAGACUGAUGGGAUGUCUGCUUGUCAUAUUACUCGAGAGGGUCCUGUGGGUGGUGAGUGGGACCCUUCAGACAGUCAUGAGAGUGGUAACAACAAAAAAACUGACAGAGGUCUCAAAGGCAUGACGGUGAAAGACUAUGAAACUCUUCUAUCUCUAAGAGAUCAUUCCAGCAUUUUGAGUUCAGCAAUCCAGCUCCUGACGACGCAGCCAAAAAAUGGCCAAAGCGUAUCUACCUCAUGUGCUUUUACCUCGCCGACAGAGGUGGACUUGAAUGACAAGGCACAUAAGAUAUACCCACCUUCAAAUGAGGCUUUGGAGCUUCUACAGGCCAUGUUGUUGGCUUUCAUUGGGAGAGUGGAGACGCUCCUAACAGGAGAAGAUUUUGGCAAACUCUCCGUUCACAGGGACGGACAUGUUUGGGAUUCCUGCGCUUUCUCCUUUCUCUCUGGAGACUGUACAGAUCGUGACCUCAGAGAGUCACCAAGUACGCAGGAGAGCGUAGAGGACCUACGCACCUCCGAGGUUAAGGAGAGAGAAAAACAAAAGAGACAAUCAACUUCCUUUCAAUCGGACCUCAUUCACAGCUGCAGGGACCCAAAAAUGCAACUGUGCUUGCAGGUUCUUUGGAUCCUCCAUCAGUGGUGCCAAGUUAAAGGACCUGGGCUGGAGGGAAAAGAGGGUAAAGACAAAACCAUGUCUGUGCUGCGGGGCUUGUUGCAAGACCUUGGUUCAGAGCUUCAGGAGGAGUGGAUUGAAUUCAACAGUGAAGCCAAGGGCACGCAGGGCAAGGCAGCUGAGUGUGGCGCCUUUCAUGAUGGAGCUGACAGAAUGAGCAGCUCCAAAUUGAAAAGUCUUAGGCGACAGUUUUCUCCACACGGCUGUAAGAGGAAGAACUGGUGCUAUCUGAGCCAGGAGGCUGCCCAGCUGGACCGAGAGGACCCUGUUAAGACGUGGGACCAUCUAAUCAUGCCGCUUAGCUUCCCUGAUCUCGACUUUGAGCGGAUGUCCAUGGAGAGGAGCCACACUGCCCCGGAGAAAUCCGCCGUCCGCAUCUACUAGCCCCCGUCAGCUCGCAGAGUCCAGCUGGCUCAGCUGAAGCAAAGCCCAGCCGCAGACAGACAGUCUGUCAACUCUGGCUCUCCGUGGUGCACGCCGGCGACCUCCUUCUCUCCGCUCUGUCUGGGCUCAGCUGCCAACCUCAGCGACGACAUGAAGGAAAUGACGGCCAGCUGGAGGCAGACGGUUCAGGGCGGUUCACAGGAGAAGAGAAGGAGAUCACAGCAGCGGUGGGUGGACGUGGCCUGUUCAGGGACUCAGACCCACGUGAAGCCACAGAUGGUGAGUGUUGGUCUGCAGACAGACGGGUCAGUCAAUGUCAGAAGCAGUCCAUCCCGGGUCCUGAGCACCUCCCUGGUUACCGCCCGCCUACACCACAUCUCAACCUCCCUAGACGGAACAAGCCGAGCCGAGAGGUCCAGAGCCUCCACCUCCUCCCCUAAAUGCUACCGGAGACACUCUGCAUCCGGUACAUACUCUCCCACCUCAUCCACCAAUUUGAGCUCCUGCUCCUCAUCUUCAUCCACCUCUAGAGAUCGAGCACUGUGGAGCCAGAACCACCAUAGCCACCCCAACCUCACAUGGACUCGACAAACCACUAACAGAUCCUGUGCAGGACUUAACCACAGCUCUCUGAAUAGCCUCAAGACUCCCAGCAAACCUGCAGGCGGCAACCGCUACGGCAUGGUCACAGAGUUCCUGCGCAGGGUGAGCGGCCGGGCAGAGAAACCGGUACCGGUACCGGGGUCAGGGCAGAAGACAAAGAACGGUCUGAAGAACCUGGAACGCGUUCCAACUAGGCCCCCUGCCGCACCGCUGCACAGAACCGACAGUGUGACAAGGAUCGUAAACCAGAGGUUCAUGAAGCAGCGAGAGGAGGCCGGACGGGCCCAGAAAGAGGAGAAGGGGAGCAGUCAGAGCCUCGGUGUCCGACGCAGCCCGAGUACCGUCACAAUAGAGGAUGGAAACUACGACCACAGCUCCAGCAGCACCCUGACCUUCUGCUUUGCUCGCCCAUCUCGCUCCACCCAGAAACAAACGUCAAACCAGAACAAACUCCUCCGACACAGAUACUCGCCUCCCUCGAGUACGGCUGCACACUCCGACUGUGAGUGACGGGCAGAGAAACAGCAGCUUUUAUUGAUACUUCUGGACAGCUGACAGCGGUCAGAGCCACAGGGAAGGGAAUUUAAAAUGUAAUCUUCAAAUGUAAUUCCUGCUUUACUGAAGGAGGAUUGAACUGAGAGAACUGGUGGCUGUAUGUAGGAAGUUUAGGUUUUUUAGCUCAGUCCUUGUGUUUUUUUUUGGUGCAAUUUAUA